AUGUAAGAAAUAGAAAUGCAUUUAGAUGUAUUAACUUAUUAUUAGAAUAUUUUAGUAAUCAUUUGACAAGAUCAUAAAUUUCAUAGAUUAGGUAUUCAUUAUUGAUUCUCCAAUUUCUAAGAUUAAUAAUACAAAAACAGAUAUAAAAUUACCAAAAGUUGAUUAGUUCCAUUUAAUGGAAUAAUCAGAAUAUUUAUCUAAUUUCUUUGAAUAAGUAAAAUCAUUAAUCAAAUCUAAAAUCAAAGAUCAAGUUCAAAUUUUAUCAUAACAAGAACAAAAAUAUUAAUAAAUUUUAAUAAAUUCAUAAUAAUCAUAAUUAUAUAUCUAAUUACAAAAUGAAAUGAAAUCUACAUCAUAAGUCAAUUUUAAACCAUUUAGUUAUGAAAUAAUUGAAGCUAAUUCUAUUAAAUAAUAAGAAUCUUGUUGGGCAAUAUCUAUUAAUAAAGAUUUUUCGAUCGUAGCGGCUGGUUGUAAUAAACUAAUUAAAAUUUAUGAAUUCCAACAAGGAAUGUUGAAAUUAAAUCAAGUUUUAAAUGAACAUUAAAGAGAAGUGGUCACUUUAAAUUUUGUGAAAUAAUCAAAUUAAUUGAUUUCUGGAGAUUAAGGAUAUAUUUUGAUUUGGUAAUAUAAUAAUAAUUCAUGGAUUUGCUCAUAAACUAUCGAUGGUCAUAAUGAUUGGAUUAGAUGCAUAAUUUUAAAUAAUAAUGAAGAUCUUUUUAUAUCCAGUAGUGCUGAUAAGACUAUUAAGUUUUGGGUUAAAAAGAAUGAAUGGAUUUAUUAAUAAACUAUUACAGAUCAUAGUGGUUGGGUCAAUCAAUUAAGUUUAAAUGAAUAACAAAAUCAAGUUAUAUCUUGUGGAUAUGAUGGAUUGAUAUUAGUAAUAGAAUAAUCAGAAACUAAUAAAAAUUGGAUUGUAAAACAAAAAAUACAAGUUGAUUGUAUAGGAUAUCGAUUAUGCUUUAUCAACGAUAAUCUAUUCACAUAUUAACCUGUAAAUGGGAAUUUGAUGUAUGUUUAUGAAAUGAAUAGUGUAAGUAAAUAGUUCACUAAAUCAAAAGAUAUUAGAAUAAAUCAAGGAAAUGAUAGUUGUUUAUUAUUUCCAUAAUAAUUUAUUAAAUAAAAAUAAUUAGUUGUUAAUAAGCAUGAUAAAUAUGUACAUUUAAUAAGAUUUACAGAAAAUGCUGAAUUAAAAGUUGAGUAAUCUAUUCGAUUUGGAACAAAUGAUAUAUUUGGAUAAUUGAGUGAUGAUGGAGAAUAUUUAAUUACUUGGGAUUAAACAUCAUAUCAAAUAUAAAUAAGGAAAUUCAAAGAACAAUGA
Molecule: messenger RNA, 1318 nt
Organism: Paramecium pentaurelia
Lineage: Eukaryota; Ciliophora; Oligohymenophorea; Peniculida; Parameciidae
Source: the annotation of a GenBank genome assembly